GCGAACUGCAUGGCUCAUUGCAAUCUGAAGGCAGCUCUGCCGCGAAGAAUAUCUUGCUACCUGUUCUCAGUACGCAGAGAAGCUUGGGAACAAGCGGAAGGGGGAAUGGAAUUCUUGCACUCCAUCUGAAGUACAAAAUCAGCUAGGAAUGAUCACAAGCCUUGCACCGCUAGCUACGAGAGAUGCAUCCACUCGACAAUACACACCAGCUAUGGCCAGCACCGUGACCGCCCCAAUCGUUCUAACCCUAGUCCUUGACCCCAAAUCCCAGCACUUCUUCGACACAUUGCGGGAGGAACACUUUCCCAAGGAACGUAGCUUCCUCAAGGCGCAUCUCACCUUGUUCCAUCACUUACCAAGCCAUAACUACGACAACAUCCGCUCGCAGAUUGAAGAAACGGCAACAGCGGAAGCGCCUCUGCCGAUUGCGGUCACAGGGGUGCGAAAUCUCGGGCGCGGGGUGGCGUUCACGCUCGAGAGCCAGCGGCUGCGAGCGUUGCACAAGCGGCUGCAGAGGCAGUGGCACCCGGAGCUGACGCCGCAGGACCAGCAGCGGCUCUACCCCCACAUCACGGUUCAGAACAAGGUUGACGCUGCCGCAGCGGCGGCAUUGCACCGCGAGUUAGCCGCGCAGUUCCAGCCGUUCGAGGCUACGGGCACUGCGCUGCAGCUGUGGGCGUACCGCGGCGGGCCAUGGGAGCCGCUCCACGUCUUCCCGUUUCUGAAGCAACCGGCGUCGCAGGCGAGUUCCUCUUGAACAAAGAAGGGUCUUCAUAAUGAGAAGAGGGACUUCAGAUCAAGUCCCCUUUCAACUUCAUCCGUGGAUGAGCUGCUAGGGUUUAUUGAAUUCCUUGUGCCUUGCAGCCAAAGAUGCAUCAUUUUUCCUUUUCUUUUUCUUUUCUUUUCUUUUCUUUUGCUUCUCUUUUAUCUAUUUAUUAUUUCCACUGUAUUAUAGAGUACUCGAAAACAUUUGUGAGUGCGUUAUUGAGCAAAUGGAAUUAGUUUUUGUAAAAUUUGGUAGAUUCUAUUGCUUCUUUGGCGACACAUGUUCUAGAGACCCUGCUUGCAAAUUUCACGUGAACUUUAGUAAUCACUUUCAUGCUUUUAAAAACAUUACAUCUUUGAAGCAUGAAUGCAGGAAUUUUUAUUCCAAAUAAAUCUCAUGUUUUUUACAAAUCCAAUUAAUAUUUUAAAAAGUAA
Molecule: messenger RNA, 1200 nt
Organism: Physcomitrium patens
Lineage: Eukaryota; Viridiplantae; Streptophyta; Bryopsida; Funariales; Funariaceae
Source: RefSeq, a predicted model, not a curated record